AUGGGACCGAGCGGACCAAAUGGUUCUCCAGGUAUUGCUGGAGAUCCAGGACAAAAAGGUGAUAAAGGUUUACCAGGUGAGGCUGGAAGUCCUGGACAAUCUGGCUCACAAGGAACUCCAGGGGCUCAAGGUCCUAAAGGAGAUCCGGGUUCACCUGGAAGUCAAGGCCCUAUUGGACAACCUGGACCCCAGGGAGCUACAGGUACUGAUGGAGCAAUGGGAUCACCUGGUCCCAAUGGAGAUGUAGGAUUUCAAGGAGAGCCUGGACCACAAGGACCUCAAGGUCAGCCUGGACCAGCUGGACAACCAGGUUCAUUAGGAGCAACAGGAAAUACAGGUCAACCCGGUCAGUCAGGAGCUCCAGGUCCCAAAGGAGAAACAGGACAACCGGGUCAAGUUGGUGCACCAGGAGCACUUGGUUUUCCAGGGCCGUCCGGAGAACCCGGUAUACCUGGACCUCAAGGACAACGAGGAAAUCCAGGAACGAGAGGAAAUGAUGGCCAACAAGGUGCAACUGGUCAGAUUGGAUCUCCUGGUACUCAAGGAGCCACAGGCCCCAUUGGACCGCAGGGACCUCAAGGUCAAAAAGGUGUUCUUGGAGCAACUGGACCAUCUGGCGCCAAAGGACCCACUGGACCAUCAGGUCAACCUGGGCCAAUAGGCGCUGUAGGUUCUCCUGGUCCUGCUGGGCAAGCUGGCCCAUCUGGUCCUCGCGGUGAUAUAGGAUUGAGUGGACCUCAAGGUCAAAGAGGUGCCACUGGGGCUCCAGGUGAUACUGGAAACAUUGGCAAUUCAGGUUUGUUAUUGUUUGUUCUCUGGAAAUGUUGUACAACAAUAUUUUAA
Molecule: messenger RNA, 843 nt
Organism: Helobdella robusta
Lineage: Eukaryota; Metazoa; Annelida; Clitellata; Rhynchobdellida; Glossiphoniidae
Exons: 2
Coding region: 1-843 (280 amino acids)
Source: RefSeq, a predicted model, not a curated record